GGUAAGCGUUAGAUAAGAGAGGAUAGGAGAGGAAGAAACCAGAGAGAAAGAGAGAAGAAAUGGCGAGUUCUGCAGCAAACUUGGAGGAUGUACCGUCUGUAGAUCUAAUGACGGAACUCCUUCGCCGCAUGAAAUGCUCAACUAAACCCGACAAACGCCUUAUCCUUGUUGGUCCACCUGGAUCUGGAAAAGGUACCCAGUCACCAAUCAUCAAAGAUGAAUACUGCUUGUGCCACUUGGCCACUGGUGAUAUGCUGAGAGCAGCUGUUGCUGCUAAAACUCCCCUUGGAAUUAAGGCUAAAGAGGCUAUGGAACAGGGACAACUUGUUUCUGAUGACCUGGUUGUUGGUAUCAUUGAUGAAGCAAUAAAGAAGCCCUCAUGUCAGAAAGGUUUCAUUCUUGAUGGAUUCCCAAGGACAGUGGUACAAGCCGAAAAGCUUGAUGAGAUGCUUCAAAAGCAGGGAGCCAAAAUUGAUAAGGUACUCAACUUUGCCAUUGAUGAUGCCAUCUUGGAGGAGAGAAUCACUGGUCGAUGGGUUCAUCCUUCGAGUGGUCGGACCUACCACACAAAAUAUGCACCUCCAAAAGUUCCUGGUGUUGAUGAUGUCUCUGGAGAGGCUUUGAUUCAAAGAAAAGAUGAUACUGCUGAAGUUCUGAAGUCAAGGCUGGAGGCAUUUCACAGGCAAACUGAACCGGUCAUUGAUUAUUAUGGAAAGAAGGGUGCAGUUGCUAACAUCCAUGCGGAGAAACCCCCAAAAGAGGUCACCACUGAGGUUCUGAAGGUGCUUUCUUCAUAGGAGCGGCGGAGCCCCUUAUUUUAAUUUAAAAACUUAUUUGACCAUACUGGAUUUGCACUCUUGUAAUCCGAUACAUUGUCGGAACUGCUGAUCCAUCUUUUUUGGUGUCAUAUAAUUUCUUUUUAAAACUGCGGUGAGUCUGCAAUUUUUAGAGUUGCUACUGAACUUAUUUCCAAAUAAAAAAUUUUCUAGUUUUGUA
This is a messenger RNA of Telopea speciosissima, 996 nucleotides long. RefSeq names its product adenylate kinase 4. NCBI's taxonomy places the organism in Eukaryota, Viridiplantae, Streptophyta, Magnoliopsida, Proteales, Proteaceae. The transcript has 6 exons. Gene Ontology annotation, molecular function: AMP kinase activity; ATP binding. The coding region runs from base 60 to 797 and encodes 245 amino acids. Gene Ontology annotation, cellular component: cytoplasm; mitochondrion. Gene Ontology annotation, biological process: nucleobase-containing compound metabolic process. The record is from RefSeq and is a predicted model, not a curated record.